UACGCUCCCGCCCUUCCGGCAGACAGGAGCGUGCUAGAACGCGGACUGAAGGGCUGGGCAAGAGCGAGGAGGGCGGAACGGGUGGGAAGGCCACGCACGCGGGGGCGGUGCCUUGGCCGGGAAGCGGCGGCCGCUCGUGGUACGGAUCUACGGAGCGAGCGGCGAAGACAACGCCGGGCGUGGGCGCGAACGCUGCCGGUAGCACCCGGUGUUCUUAGGUCCCCUCGCUAUUGGACGGGACGCGGGAGAGCGCGGCGGGGGCGAGAGGUGGGAGCGGCCAAUGCGAAACUGGCUGGUGCUGCUGUGCCCUUGCGUGCUCGGGGCCGCGCUGCACCUCUGGCACCUCUGGCUCCGUUCCCCUCCGGCCCCCCACAACACGGAGCCCAGCGCUGCAGAUCAAUCAGCCUUAUUUCCUCAGGGGAAAUUUCGUCACUAUGAUGUGGUAGUUGGUGUGUUAUCAGCUCGAAACAACCACGAACUUCGAAAUGUGAUAAGGAACACCUGGCUGAAGGAUUUGCUGCAACAUCCUACAUUAAGUCAACGUGUGCUUGUGAAGUUCAUAAUAGGUGCCCGUGGCUGUGACGUGCCUGUGGAAGACAGGGAGGACCCCUACUCCUGCCGACUGCUCAACAUCACCAGUCCAGUUUUGAAUCAGGAAAUCGAGGCCUUCAGCUUUCCUGAAGAUGCCUCCUCAUCCCGACUGUCUGAGGAUCGAGUUGUCAGCGUGAGCUUCAGAGUUCUCUACCCAAUCGUGAUCACCAGUGUCGGAGUGUUCUAUGAUGCCAGUGACAUUGGCUUUCAAAGGAACAUCACAGUCAAGUUGUAUCAGACAGAGCAGGAGGAGGCCCUUUUCGUCGCUCGAUUUAGUCCUCCAAGCUGUGGCACACAAGUGAACAAGCUGUGGUAUAAGCCUGUGGAGCAAUUCAUCUUACCAGAGAGCUUUGAAGGUACGAUCGUGUGGGAAAGCCAAGAUCUCCAUGGCCUCGUGUCCAGAAACCUGCACAGAGUGACAGUGAAUGAUGGAGGGGGUGUUCUCAGAGUCCUCACAGCUGGGGAAGGGGCCUUGCCUCAUGAAUUCAUGGAAGGUGUGGAGGGAGUUGCAGGUGGCUUUAUCUACACUGUUCAGGAAGGCGAUGCACUAUUACGAAGCCUUUACUCUCGGCCCCAGAGACUUGUAGAUCACAUACGGGAUCUGCAAGUGGAAGAUGCCUUACUGCAGAAGGAAAGCAGUAUCUAUGAUGACAUUGUCUUCGUGGAUGUUGUGGAUACUUACCGGAACGUUCCUGCAAAAUUAUUGAACUUCUACAGAUGGACUGUGGAAUCCACCAGCUUCAGUUUGCUGCUCAAGACAGAUGAUGACUGUUACAUAGACUUAGAAGCUGUGUUUAAUAGAAUUGCUCAGAAGAAUCUAGAUGGGCCUAAUUUUUGGUGGGGAAAUUUCAGGUUGAAUUGGGCAGUGGACAGAACUGGAAAAUGGCAGGAGCUGGAAUACCCAAGCCCCGCUUACCCUGCCUUUGCCUGUGGGUCAGGGUAUGUGAUCUCCAAGGAUAUCGUUGACUGGCUGGCAGGCAACUCCGGAAGGUUAAAGACCUAUCAGUAGGGUGAAGAUGUCAGCAUGGGCAUUUGGAUGGCAGCCAUAGGACCUAAAAGACACCAGGUAAGCAGGGAUGGGAAUGCUGGCCUCAGGGCUCUUGGAGGUUUGCAAGUGAUCAUCCAACCCUUGGCAUAGGAAAUAAAAGCCUUUGGCAUCCCAGCUGUGAUUUUAAGUUGAGACACUAACUUGUCAUAUUUGUCUAUGUUUAAAACCAAAAAAGAAAUGCUAUAAUUAAAGUUCUUUACCCUCAAAGAAUAAUUAGAUCUUUGUAUUUAAUAAAAAAUCCUUAUAGUUUUACAAUUUAGAAUCUGUUGACUUGAGUUUCUGGCACAUGACAGUGAGAAGACCUCUCAACUCGUCUGACAGCAGACUUUACCUAGAAUUUUAUUUAUAAGGACCAGUGGUGUGGUGGCGGGAGUGGAGGCAGGAUGUGUGUGCAGAGACCAGAAUGGAAGGUAGGAAUCCUGGGGCUGGGAGGAACAAGUUUUUUCCCUCAUUUUUUGUAUGGAUUUCUGGAUUCUUGCACCUUCUACUCUGGAUGUAGAAGGUACAGAAAACAGGACAUGCAGUGUCUGCCAUUCAGAGCCACAUGUCCACACUUACUCAUUCAGGAGGGACAGCAAUAAGCUUGGGUCCUGCCACACUCCGUCUUCUCAGCAAAUCAGAGCUUUGUGAAACCUGCAGUUUCCAUAGGCUGUUUGUGGAGUUGGUUGAUGUGUGACGAUCCUUUAUUGUGACCCCACCCCCUUAAAUAGUCAUACAUAUUUUGUUCUGCCCUAUGGGCACCGUCAUGCCUAAUAAUUCACACUGCCUUCUGGAGCUGAAGAGCCGCCUGGACAGAAGGCUUUGUUCUCCUUGUACCCAAGGCAGAGUACCCACUUUGCUGCCACUGGUGAGUCCGUCAUUUAGGUGUGCUUUUGAGAGAUAGGGAUCACCAGGCACCCUUGAGGCACAGGCUGGUUCCGGCAGCUCGUGCCCAUCAUGGACACGAAACAACAUGGUUUAAAAAGACUCUUCGAUCUUACGCAGGAUUUGUGUUCCUAGAGUCAGGGUGUUUCUUCAUGCACAUGUUCUGUUAUUCUGAUUCUUCAUGCACAUGUUCUGUUAUUUUGAUUUUUCAUGCACAUGUUCUGUUAUCUGAUUCUUCAUGUACAUGUUCUGUUAUUCUGAUUCUUCAUGCACAUGUUCUGUUAUCUGAUGAGCAGUCUAGUACUUGGGACUUGCGUCAGGCAUCUGAGUCAUGCCUGCUCUUCUCAUAGCACAGUGAUGGGAGGAACUCAGCUUCACUCUCACAGCAUUUGAUACUUAAAUGAGGUGGUUUUAGAAGGCAUGGUACAUCCUAUCCGAGCACUGCUGCCACUGCGUUAGGACUAAUACUCUCUAGAAGGGAAUGUGAAAGCAUCCAUUUGUGCUCCCUGUACUUGUUUUCAUAGAACUGCAUGUGCUGAGUCCUCUGAGGAUCUAUUGUAUUUAACUGAUGAUAUAGUGACUGCAUAUUUAUGAGGUGGUGUGGCAUUGGUGACUCUUAAUCUUCACAUAGCAGUUUCUGUGUUCACAUCCCUAGGACUAUAAGGCCAUGGCACUUUUCCAAAAUCAGGAGUCAUCCCCAGCCCCAAAUGUCAUGAGUUGUUCAGAUUUGGUAGAGUACAGUUAGGUGUCCUAUAUAUAUUCCUUCCUGAUUCCGUCUCAUAUUUCAUAUUUGUUUCUCAACAGGACAGCCUGUGGCUGUGUGAGAAAACCUGUGAGACAGGAAUGCUGUCUUCUCCUCAGUACUCACCAGAAGAGCUGAGCAAACUGUGGGGACUGAAGGAACUGUGUGGGGAUCCUUGUCAGUGUGAAGCAAAAGCACGAUAACCCCAAAGACUAGGGGUUGUAAGUCCGAAGAGAGCCGUGGCUGGUACUGAGCUGUAAUUAGCAGGGUAUUACUAGUGUUUUGCACAGAUCUUAAUGGAUCAACUGAUAACUGCAGCAUAAGUUUUUAUUUAUAAAUUGAAAGAUUAUUUAUACCAAAUUAUUUUAUAAAAAUAUUGCUAAUUUCUGAUCACUUAUACUAAUUAGUAACUCAUUGUUACCAUUUUUGGUUAAAUGGCCAAAUUGAGAAAAUAACUCCAUUUGAAUCUCAAGUGGGAUUACAAAAUAGCUCUGCAUAACUUAAUUAGGCCAGAAAGACACUACAAAGAUGCUUUGUGGCACAGGGCCACAUGUACCAAAGUCUGGGCUGCUAGAAAUACCAGUGUGUGGGUCUCUGAUACAGACAACCUGGCCCUGAAAAGGAAGUGUUGUAAACUGAAGUUUGCUAUCUUUAAAGAUGUCUAUUUACAUACACAUCAUGUUUUCUUUUAUAGUUUAAUGUAAAUCCUGAGUGGCUCAGCUUAGCACUGAGACAUUUACUCCCCCUAAACUGUUUUUGUGAGUAUGAGUAAAAGUAAACAGCUCAGGGUUCAGUGUCACAGGAAGUAGCGUAGGAAGGCACUCUGCCUUGCUAAUGUCUGUCCCGAAGCUUGAAUAGGAGGUGGUGAUCUGUGGAAGACAGGCUCAGUUCAGGCAUAAUGUAAGAGAAAGUAUGUGGCAGGUUUGAAGAUGUGUUUUCUCAGCUUAAAGGACACUUCUCAGAAUGACCAACCAAUCACUGUUUAAAUCAUUUUUUAGAAGAUAAGCAGCCCCCAGCAGAUGUUAACUCUACUAGAUUUAGACUUUCUACUUCAUAUUUACAUCUUCACAUAGUGGAAUGCCGUAAGCUAUGAAAACAAAAAGGGCAGGAAAACCAAUAGUAAUCAAAGCCUUUAUUAUUCUAUUAAUAAACAACCGAAUGGUCUUUUCCCAACAAAACAACAUCAUUUGUGAGGGCAGAGGUUCUGUUUCUGGUGUACACAUUCCAGCCUUAACUCUCACGGUUGGCCUGCUACCAGCGCACCAGUAGGCAGUCUCCAUUCUCCACAGAAUAAAACUGUAAUGGCUGCAGGUCAUUUUCUAGUUCGAUUUCUCUGCCCGGCAUCUAAAAUUAGAAUCAAAUGGGGAGUAGAAGGACAGGGUGCAUGUUAUUAUUCACGUCACCCUCCAAUGGCAGGUGAGUUGUGAAGGCAAAGGCUGCCUCCAUUUAGAACGUGUUAUGAAAGGCUCACAGUACUGUGGAGAACGAAGCUUAGCUUUGUGUCUUUGCUUACAACGUACCUUGGAACUUUCGUAGGACAACAGAAGUUCUGACACAGGAACCUUGAGAAGACGUGACAGCAGUCCCUUUACCUUUUGAAUUGUCAUGGAGUCUAUCAAAGAAAAGAAACCUUUAAAUGAUGACUACAAGUAGAAACAGCUUAGGUGAGGCAGCCAUUGGUGGAAGGUUUAAGUCAUUCUACCAGGUGAUUCUUUUAACAAAAGAAUGGAGCCAGUGUUUGAUCUAAGUGGGCUUGACAGUGGGGUGUCAUACCAUUUUUAGUAGCAUUUACUAUUUCUUCCUCAAUCUGAAUAACCAGAAAUAAUUAUCUCACUGAAGAGGACAAAAUAUACAAAAUAUAGUCCUUUGUGAUACUUUGCUAAGGGGCUGCUGGAGUGGGGGCCUUGAGAGGCACCUCUCAGCCUUCUUUUCCCUUUAGAAGACAGCAUGGACUUGAGUGGUUGCUGGUCCCUCCCAGCCUGAGUAUCCAGUCACCAUCAGGAUGUGCACACAUAUGACCACUAGGUGUUGGAAAGAAACUGCUCUGGUCAGUUAAGAACAUAGUAGGAACUUCUUCCCAAAGACAGGUUGUGGUAAUAGUGGAUAUUUUGAUUAAGAAUAGUAGUUUCUCUGAAGCUUUAGCUGAAAGUACAGCAAUAGUGUGAUGUACCACAAAUAUCACUAUGUACUCAAUUAUUUUUCUAUAAAAUUGUUUUUAUAAAUGCUUUGUUUUUAUGCGACUUGUGAUAAUAAAUCUUCUCUAUUUUAGAAUAAA
This is a messenger RNA of Rattus norvegicus (Norway rat), 5520 nucleotides long. NCBI's taxonomy places the organism in Eukaryota, Metazoa, Chordata, Mammalia, Rodentia, Muridae. The record is from RefSeq and is a predicted model, not a curated record.